UAUCACUAGGAUGUUGAAGUCAGGCCAAAGGAAGCAGAUCAGACCUGCACACUCAACUUCCUCUCGUCUAUGCAAUCAGCAGUGUACUGAAUCAACCAAAGGUUUGGGGUUACUCCUGCAUGGACAACUUGCUUGAAGUGUGGCUGUAUGAAUUUCUUAUUUCCAAAUAUUCGUGAACGUAUAUUUGUUUCUCUUUAGCGUUGGCAUGUCAGUAAGCAAUGAUGUACUUUGCUGUCAACAUGAGAGUUAAACGUUAACCAUGUAGGAGUACAGAGUGCAGUGUAUUGUGGUGCACUGGCAGACUGCAUUUGCCUGCAACAUGACCCCAACUGGAAAAAAUGCUGAGCAAACCAGUAUGCAUUAAUGAUUUUGAGCAACAUGCAAAGAACAUUCUUCCUAAAGCAGUGUAUGAUUAUUACCGUUCAGGAGCAGAUGAACAACAAACAUUAAUGGACAACGUGGCUGCUUUCUCAAGAUGGAGUCUACGCCCUCGUGUGCUCAGAGAUGUGUCAAAAGUAGAUUUAUCGGUGACUUUCUUGGGUCAGAGAUUUAACAUGCCCAUUUGUGUUUCUGCCACUGCCAUGCAAAGGAUGGCACACCCAGAAGGCGAAGUGGCGACAGUGAGAGCCUGUGAAAGUCUCGGCACAGGGAUGAUGCUCAGCACCUGGGCCACCUCCAGCAUUGAGGAAGUGGCUGAGGCAGCGCCCGACGCAGUCCGUUGGCUGCAGUUGUACAUCUACAAGGAUCGGGAACUGACCCAAUCCCUGGUGAGGAGAGCUGAGAAGGCUGGCUACUGUGGUGUCUUCCUAACCGUGGAUACUCCCUGCCUGGGGAAACGUUUGGCGGAUGUGCGGAACAAGUUCAAACUGCCCCCUCACUUGAGGAUGGCAAACUUUGAGACACUUGAUCUGGCAUUUUCCAAAAAGCACUAUGGAGAUGACAGUGGAUUGGCUGUGUACACAGCUGAUGCUAUUGACCCCUCUAUAAAAUGGGAGGAUAUUGACUGGUUGCGAGAGCUGACUCAGCUGCCCAUCGUUCUCAAAGGCGUCUUGAGAGCUGAUGAUGCCAGAGAAGCUGUUAAGCAUGGGAUUGACGGGAUACUUGUAUCAAACCAUGGAGCGAGGCAAUUGGAUUGUGUGCCAGCUACUAUUGAUGCCCUCACUGAGAUCACAGAUGCUGUGGGAGGGAAGGUUGAAGUCUUCCUGGAUGGUGGAGUGCGGAAGGGCACUGAUGUGCUGAAGGCUCUUGCAUUGGGCGCCAAGGCUGUGUUUUUGGGAAGACCAAUCCUCUGGGGCUUGGCAUACCAGGGGGAAGAAGGUGUUUGUGACGUUCUACAGAUGCUGAAGGAUGAAUUCAAGUUAUCAUUGGCUCUUGCAGGGUGUCGCAGUGUGAAAGAAAUUGACAAAUCUCUUGUGAAAAGGAAUCUCUGGGCAACGUCUCGUGUCUGAGGACCCUCACUGCUUUAAAGUCAAGAUGGAGUCAUCAACGACCAUUCAGAGCAUUUUCAAGAAUUCUCUAAGCAGAAUUUUGAUUCACCAUAAUACUUUGUUUGAAAUUAUUGUCACCAUGAAAACGGCCAAACGUUUGUUAAUCCUUCAGUGAUAGUGCUCCAAUGUACUGCACAAUUUACUGUUUGAAAAAGAGACACAUUUUGAUAUAUUUCUAGGUUCAAAUUAGACACCAACACUGUUUGAGGGAUUGGAUAUGUCAGAUAGCUAUCUCAAUCAUUGUGAGUGCAAUUGUACCCUUUUUGUAUUUUGUUCCAAAGUUAUCCUUUCAGAGAAUGUGGGCGUCACUGGCUGGGCUAUCAUUUCAUACUCAUUCCGAGCUGCCCUUGAGAAGGUAAUACUGAGCUGCCUUCUUGGGUCACAGCAAUCCCAUGUGAUGUUGGAACACUCAGCAUGCUGUUAAGGGAUAGAGUUCCGCUAUCGUGAUCCAUUGAUGCUGAAGAAGCUUCUUACACACUGAUAUAUUUCCAGUUCAGGACAGCGUCUGUUUUAGAGGGAAACAUGAGAGAGCCAGGAAAUAGUUACAUCCCAGCGUUUUCUGAAUUCAUCUUUGCCAGCAUCAAAUUACUUAGAAUAAACCCAAAAUUAAUAAACAAACAAGUGACAAAUUCGAAGGUCUUCGAUUUUCUCAGAUUGGCAAAGGCAGAAGUAAGAGGAAGAGAUAGUAUGAACUGCUGAUGCUGGAGUCAGAGAUAACACAGCGUAGGGCUGGAGGAACACAGCAGGCCAGGCAGCAUCAGAGGAGCAGGAGCAAUAUCGGCCCAGCAUUUCUGAGGAAGGGUCCCAACUCAAAACAUCAGCUUUCCGGCUCCUCCGAUAUUGCAUGGCCUGCUGUGUUCCUCCAGCUCCACACUGAUUUAUAGUGAGAGGGAAGGUCGAUUUAUAUCAUUCUUGCCCCAUCUCUCAAAGUGCUUUACAUGGGAGGAUUUAUUGUGCCCAGUCCUUAUUACUAAAAACAAAACCAGAAAUUGUUGGAAAAGAUCAGCAGAGCUGGCAGUAUCUGAGGAGAGAAAUCAGAGUUAACGUUUCAGGUCCAGAACAGUUCUGCUAUUCCUUCUUCUUAGGAUUAAUUUUCCCUAUUAUUCAGUUUUAGUUGUUUUAAAUGUAGAAAUAAAUGUACAAACAUACGAGUUUGGAGCAGAAUUUGGCCCUUCAGUCCUUCAAUUCACUUCACCAUUCCAUGAGAUCACAGCUGAUCUGCUGGUAUUCCAAAUUCUACAUUCCUCUAUCUCCACUAACACUUCAGGCCUCAUGGGUCUUUGUCAGAGCUGGAAACUUUUUUCCUUAAACAGCAAUCUGCAGUCCAGGCACACCUCACUCCACCGCAUCAUUCCUACUUUGUGUGAAAUCCAUUAAGCAGAAACUGACGCGUGGAGAAAUUUGCAGAGACAGAGAGAAAGGUUGAGAGUUGAAAAUGAUUAGAUAAUAGACAGGAGAUGAAUGCAAGAUUGGAUAAUGUUGUAAGGCAAAAGCAGGGGUUUUAAUGGAAAAAGAUGACAAAUAUCAGUUGACAUCUGGAGUGUUCAAGAUAUUUUCUACUCAACCUAGUAUGUGUCUCUGGAGACUAGAGAAAUAUGAACCCAGGACUUCUGCCUCAGAGGCAGCGACACUAUCACUGUAUUGAAAGAGGCCUCUCUCAACAUUAAAGGUAUUUUCUAAUCAACCUGUUCAGUGAUUCUGUUAUCGACCCCUGGAGGAAGGUGGAACUUGAACACAGGGCUCCUGGUUCAAAGGUACGAACACUAGCACUGCACAGCAAGACCCCCAUUUUGAGUCUUUUAUUUUUUAAAAUAACUUUUCUCGACCUAUCCUUUUGAUUCUUUUCACCAACUUAAAUAGCCUUAACAUUUCAAAUAUCCUUUAAUCUUAGAUAAUUCCAGAGUGCUUUUUAAUCAAGCUUGAUAUUUCUAUUCAACCUGUUCUGAGAUGUUAUUACACACCUUUGGAGCAUAUGAACUUGAGCCCAGAUUUCUUGACUCAGAGGCAAGGAUACUACCGCAGUGCAACAAGAAUCCUCUCUAGAGUGUGUAAGCUGUUUUUCUAAUCAAACCUGUUCAGAGCUGUCAUUAUACACUUCUGGAGAAGGUUUGACUUGAAUCCAGGCCUCCUGUUCCAUGGAGAGGGACACUACCGCUGUACCAUAAGAGGGCCAAGAAAUGAAGGAAAGAAGUGCCAUCUUGUGUGUUUAAUUGUUCUGUGCCCGAUUCAGUGAGUUUGCUGACUGAUUGACCCUCAUAGUGCUUGAUUGGUUGAGCCUGGGCGUUGAUUUGGACCAAUGCAAACAAUUUUCAGACUGAUCGUAUUUUUUGUAAAUUUUAGUCUUCCGGACUCACUUCUUAUUUCUAAUCUCUGUAUAUGUGUUUUGUAUAAUUAUUCUUCUCGAGUUUCGUAGCUAAUAAACUUGCUCUUUUUUUCUUAA
Stegostoma tigrinum is the source of this 3927-nucleotide messenger RNA. RefSeq names its product hydroxyacid oxidase (glycolate oxidase) 1 (gene hao1). The coding region runs from base 339 to 1448 and encodes 369 amino acids. The record is from RefSeq and is a predicted model, not a curated record. Lineage: Eukaryota; Metazoa; Chordata; Chondrichthyes; Orectolobiformes; Stegostomatidae. Gene Ontology annotation, molecular function: FMN binding; oxidoreductase activity. The transcript has 8 exons.